Messenger RNA from Phyllotreta striolata, 1050 nucleotides. Lineage: Eukaryota; Metazoa; Arthropoda; Insecta; Coleoptera; Chrysomelidae. The record is from the annotation of a GenBank genome assembly.
AUGUUGCCUUUGUCUCACAAAGACAAUUAUCCAUCAUAUUCGAGGGGAUUCGGCUCCAGGAUAAAAGAAAAAAUUAAUAGCUGGAUUAGGUUAAUUUUUUCCGACAGAAAUUCAAGGAACUUAUUUUUAUUUUUACUGCUUAACUUAUCUUUCGCCUUUGUUGAAUUAAUUUAUGGCGUAUGGAGUAAUAGUUUAGGUCUCAUUUCGGAUUCCUUCCAUAUGUUUUUUGAUUGCACUGGACUCCUGGCUGGUUUAGUGGCGUCUGUAAUAACGAAGUGGAAAGCUAAUGACAAGUUCUCUUAUGGAUACGUAAGAGCUGAAAUAUUAGCAGGCUUCGUCAAUGGAUUAUUUUUGUUAUUCAUUUCAUUUUUCUUGAUGUCCGAAGCUGUCGAAAGAGCCAUCGAACCACCAGAGGUGAAACACGAAAGGCUGUUUGUAGUCUCUGUUUUGGGAUUGCUGGUGAACUUAGUUGGUAUUUACGCCUUCCAACAUGGUCACGGACAUUCUCAUGGCUCCCAUGGGCACUCACACGGAGGGGCAGGUCACGGACAUUCCCAUUCCAUGAACAAUCACAACCACUCUCACGAUGUGGAUAUCGAUCAUGGAAAUUCCCAAAUAAUGAAAGGUGUCUUCCUUCACAUUUUAGCUGAUACAUUAGGUAGUGUCGGAGUGAUAAUAUCGACGGUACUUAUGAAUAUGUUUGGCUGGAUGAUUGCAGAUCCUCUUUGUUCACUGUUUAUAGCUAUACUUAUAGCUUUAAGUGUAUUAGCGCUAAUUAAAGAUUCUAUGUUGAUUUUAAUGCAGAGGCAACCAGUAGCACUAGAUAAAGUGCUUCCGCAAUGUUACCAAAAAGUAGUGAGUUUAGCAGGAGUGUAUUCGGUACAAGAGCCUCAUUUUUGGACUGUAUGUAGUGAUUUUUAUACUGGUGCUAUUAAAUUGGAAGUGUCAAAAACUGUGGAUCCCAAAUAUGUUGUGUCUCAUACGCAGAUGAUAUUUGCUUCAGUAGGAGUUAGACAGUUGUAUGUUCAAUUGGACUAUACACCAAUGUGA